CGAAGCCGGUUAUCUAAAAAUAAAAAAACUGUCUGGAACGGGUCACAGAUAGGCUGGUACUGUAGGCCUACUGUUGUAGUUGGGAAUACGACUACACACAUUCUGUGAAAUACCUUCUGUGAUAUACCUUAGAGACAGUAUGGCGAAGAUACAGACAGUGCUGGGUCUGAUAGAGCCGAGUGAGGCUGGAGUAACCAUGUGCCAUGAACAUCUCAAGAUGGAGUUUCACACGAUGUACACGCCACAUCCUGACCCUAAAAUACAAGAUCAGAAGAAUGAUGACAUCACAAUGGAAAAUCUGUGGUGGAUACGUCAGCAUCCAUACAGCAGUAUGAAAAACCUCUAUCUGAAUGAUGUACAGGAAGCUGUAGUGGCCGAGAUGGAAUAUUACAAGAGUAACGGAGGAGGGACGAUCGUGGAUAAUACAACCAUCGGUAUAGAACGAGAUAUCAACUUCCUCCAGAAAGUGUCAAAGGAGACCGGGGUCAAUGUAGUGUCUGGCAGUGGAUAUUAUGUAGAAUCGGCCCGACCAGAAACCGUUGCCAUGACAGUUGAGGAAAUGGCUGAGGUGAUGACGACAGACAUCACGAGCGGCUGUGAUGAUACCGAUAUUAAAUGUGGAUGUAUUGGAGAGAUUGGUUGUUCCUGGCCACUGGGCCCAUCUGAGAAGCGGGCGGUCCAGGCAUCUGGAAUGGUACAACAGGACCUCGGAUGUCCCGUUAUUUUUCAUCCUGGUCGUCAUCCUGAUGCACCGUUUGAAUUGGUGCGUAUUUACCAGGAGGCUGGUGGCAGAGUAGACAAGCUCAUCAUGUCUCACUUAGACAGAACGUUCACUGAUGUGGAUCGCCUCAUCGAAUUUGCCAGACUAGGCUGUUAUUGUGAAUAUGACCUGUUUGGGGUGGAAAAUUCACAUUACCAGUUUAGCGAAAAUUUAGACAUGCCAAAUGAUGCGGAAAGGAUUCGAAGAAUCAAGUCUCUUGUAUAUGCAGGGUUUGAAGACCGGAUUACGAUAGCCCACGAUAUUCACACUAAGAACCGGCUGAUGAAAUAUGGUGGCCAUGGAUUCUCCCAUAUAUUGUUGAAUAUCCUUCCAAAGAUGCAGCAACGAGGAAUUUCCAAAAAAGUUGCAUACAAAAUGGUAGUAGAGAAUCCUAAGAGAUGGCUGGCAUUUAUUCCUCCCAACUGAUAACCAGCAAAAGAUGUCUCAUCAUCAGACAGACAAUUAACAAUCUACAUCUUAUCCACCAAACUCAUAAUCAGCAAAGGUCACUGGUUUUGCUGCAGAUUUAAACUUUUGUGGAAAAGUUUAAAGUGAUUUUUUUUUUUAAACGCAACAAAAUUGGAAUAAAAAUUUUAAAAUGAA
Molecule: messenger RNA, 1363 nt
Organism: Pecten maximus
Lineage: Eukaryota; Metazoa; Mollusca; Bivalvia; Pectinida; Pectinidae
Product: phosphotriesterase-related protein-like
Exons: 8
Coding region: 140-1186 (348 amino acids)
Biological process (GO): catabolic process
Molecular function (GO): zinc ion binding
Source: RefSeq, a predicted model, not a curated record